CUGGUCGUCACCAUGCUGCUGCUGUCCGGCAUGCUGUCGCUCGUGCUGUGCUCGGCGCUCGCGGGGCUCCAGCACCGGCAGGCCGCGCAGCGCAGGGAACGCUCCGCCUGCCUCUACCAGACGUGUCACGCAACCAAGCCCGGCCUCCUGAACGUGCACAUCGUGAGCCACACCCACGACGACCUCGGAUGGGUGCACACCGUGGACUUCUACUACGACCACUACGUGCGGACGAUCCUGGACUCCGUGGUGCGCGAGCUGCAGGCCAACCCGGAGCGGCGCUUCACGUACGUCGAGAUGGGCUUCUUCAGCCGCUGGUGGGACGACCAGUCGGCCGACACCCGGCAGCUGGUCAGGGAACUCGUCGACGCCGGUCGCCUGGAGUUCACGAGCGGCGGCUGGUCGAUGAACGACGAGGCGACGACCCACUACUCGGCCACCGUGGACGAGAUGACGCUGGGCAUGCGCUGGCUCAACGACACACUGGGCCAGUGCGCCAGGCCCCGGGUCGCCUGGCAGAUCGACCCCUUCGGACACGCCAGGGAGGAGGCCGCACUCUUCGGCAUGAUGGGCUUUGACGGUCAGUUCCUAGGCCGGAUCCACCUGGACGACAAGAAGUGGCGCCAGGACAACAAGCUCAUGGAGUUCCUCUGGAGGGCGAACAAGUACCUCGGCGAGAAGGGCGACCUGUUCACGGGAGUCCUUCCCAACGUGUACUGGCCGCCCCACGGCUUCUGCUUCGACAUGUACUGCGCCGACGAGACCGUCCGCGAGUUCAACGGACCCCGGAGAGCCAAGGAGUUUAUUGAAAUAGUCACGCAACAGGCCAAGUACUACGCCACGAACCACACAGUCGUCACCAUGGGCAUGGAUUUUCACUACAAAGACGCGGCCAAGUGGUUCGAUAGCCUGGACAACCUUAUCUACUACGUGAACGCCCUGCAGCAGAGCGAGGGUAGCCCGGUGCACGUGCUGUACUCGACGCCGGCGUGCUACCUGAAGGCGCUGCACGAGAGCUCUCGGCGCUGGCCCGAGUACGACGACGACUUUUUCCCGUACGCCGACAGCGAGCACGCCUACUGGACCGGAUACUACUCCAGCAGGCCAAACUUCAAGUUCUUCGCGCGAAAGGCGAACGGAUUCCUCCAGGCAUGCAAGCAGCUCAAGGUCAUCGGUAACGUGAUCGACGGAGACACCGAAACACUGUCAAGAGCGGUAGGAGUGAUGCAGCAUCACGAUGCCAUUUCUGGCACCGAGAAGCAGCACGUGGUCGAGGACUACGCUCAUAUGACGUACCUGGGCAUCAGGCAGUGCGAGGCGGUGGUGAGUCGUGCGUACCGCAAGCUGCUCUUCCCACCGGGCUUCUCGGCAGCACUGAACCUGAGCUUCUGUCCCCUCCUCAACCUGAGCAGCUGCCCAAUCACCGAGAGCGCCGACGAGUUCCUGAUGUUCGCGUACAACCCGCUGUCGACCGCUGUGGCCACCUACGCCCGCUUUCCGGUCUCGGGUGAUGGCUACGAAGUCUGGAAGCUGCCCGGAACCCUUGUCGAAGCACAGAUGGUUCCCGUCUCGGAGAAGGUGCUCAGGAUCCCCGAGCGCGGAGCCCGGUCCAAGUCGAGGAAGGAGAUCGUGUUCCCGAUCUCCCUGCCCCCGCUGGGAGUCACCACGUACCUGCUCAAGAAAUACGCGGGAUAUCUCCCACGUGACAGCGAGGACAGCGCGGUCUACAAUGGCGGCAGUGAAGCACCAGCCAUCGACAACGGCAAGUACCGGCUGUUCGUGGACCCGGUGACGGGGCUGCUGGAGCGCGUGCUGGUGCUGUCCACGAGCCAGGAGAUCCCGUUCCGGCAGUCGAUCUUCAUGUACCGCGCCUACGAAGGCCUCUCCGAGAAGCCGUCGGGCGCCUACUCCUUCAACCCGGCCACGGAGGAGCCCCUGGACCUCGGCGGCAGCGUCAACUACUCUCUCGUCAAGGGGCCGCUGGUGCAGGAGAUCCACCAGUCCUUCAGUCGGUGGGUGUCCCAGGUGAUCCGUCUCUACAAGGACCAGGACCUCAUCGAGUUCGAGUGGGUCGUGGGCCCCAUCCCUUUCUACGACACCCGAGGCCUCGGAACGGGCAAAGAGAUCGUGUCCAGGUUCCAGACUUCCAUCCCGAGCAACAGAACCUUCUACACAGACUCCAACGGCCGGCAAACCGUCCGCAGAGUGAGGAACGUUCAGAGACCGUGGACAAAGAACAUCACGGAGCCCACGUCAUCCAACUACUAUCCAGUUGUCUCUUGGAUUUACCUCAAGAGCGACGUUCACAACCUGCAGAUGACGGUGUUUCCAGACAGACCCCAGGGAGGAACCAGCUUGCACAACGGCGAGAUCGAACUCAUGCUCCAUCGGCGGCUGCAGUACGACGACUCGUUCGGCGUGGAGGAGCCCCUGAACGAGAUGGGCGUGGACAGCGAGGGCCUGAUCGCCAAAGGAAAGCACCUGGUGUUCCUGGGCUCGGUCGCAGAGUCCCAGCGCAAGCUGCGUACCGUCGGGAACUCCCUGGUCUACGCGCCGCUCUACGCCUUUCAGGACGAACCCGCUGAGGUCCCCAUCUCGACGGUGAGCGGCCUGGACUGCCCGCUGCCGGCCAACGUGCACCUGCUCAGCCUGGAGCCGGUGCGCGAGGACCAGUUCAUCCUACGGCUGGAGCACCUGUACCCGGGAGUUCUAGACGAGGAACUCAGGAGACCGGCUACCGUGUCACUCAAGCACCUGUUCAAGGCGUACGUGGUGACAAACGUGGAGGAGACCGUGCUGUCGGCGAACCAGUUCCUCCGGGGCUCGAAGCGACUCCGGUUCGACACGCUGGACUCCGUGUCGACGUCGGUGCCCGAAGUAGACAUGUCCGGCGCCGCGACGAACGGCACCGGCGGCGGCGGUGACGACGGCAGCGCCGAGACGGACGACAUAGACAGCAGACUGUUCACCGUCACGCUCCGUCCGGCGGACAUCCGGACGUUCUUGGUGACCGUCGCGCCGAGGUACAGAUUCGAGCCCCAGUUCAGGAGGGGCCGUGUGUGAAAGGGACC
Ixodes scapularis (black-legged tick) is the source of this 3071-nucleotide messenger RNA. Its product is annotated as lysosomal alpha-mannosidase. The transcript has 24 exons. The record is from RefSeq and is a predicted model, not a curated record. NCBI's taxonomy places the organism in Eukaryota, Metazoa, Arthropoda, Arachnida, Ixodida, Ixodidae. Gene Ontology annotation, biological process: mannose metabolic process. The coding region runs from base 13 to 3063 and encodes 1016 amino acids. Gene Ontology annotation, molecular function: alpha-mannosidase activity; carbohydrate binding. Gene Ontology annotation, cellular component: lysosome.